Molecule: messenger RNA, 3169 nt
Organism: Pseudomyrmex gracilis
Lineage: Eukaryota; Metazoa; Arthropoda; Insecta; Hymenoptera; Formicidae
Gene: Pldn
Product: biogenesis of lysosome-related organelles complex 1 subunit 6-like
Exons: 5
Coding region: 251-715 (154 amino acids)
Biological process (GO): intracellular transport
Cellular component (GO): extrinsic component of membrane; BLOC-1 complex; transport vesicle
Source: RefSeq, a predicted model, not a curated record
UUGGUAAAUGUUCUUUACUUGCAACACAUGAUGGCGCUAUGCGCACAGUGCAGAUUGUACGUAUACCACAGAACAGGUGACAGAAAUCAGCUGACACACAUGUGAAAAGCACCGCUCUGCACGUAUGUGUACAAACAUCGCCCGUGUGGCACGCAGAAAGAAUUUGUUUAUUUCUUUAAAAUAUUUUAAUGCGCACGAUUAUGCUUGACGCGUGUAAUAGUGACUGAAGUGAAUAAAAAACAAGAAAAAAAUGAUGACUGACGUAGGAGAGGCUGAAGCAGCGGAGAUCGAGCUAAGAAAUGAGAAACUAGAAAGCAAAAAUGAAAUCAACUUCUCAGAAGUCACGGAAAAGCUGACCGAAGGUCUCUUACAAAUUUAUCAACCUCCGUUAGAACAAGUCAAGAAAGAUCUUCUGGAGUUAACAAACAAACAAGAAGCUCUCCUUGUUCGAAUGCAGGUUGAGAACAAGAAGAUAAAUGAAACGUUUGAAGAUGUAGAUCUAAACGACAUGUUUGCGGUUAUUAAAGUUUAUCAAGGAAAAUUAGUGUCGAUAAGAAAAGAGAUGAUUAAUAUUCACGAGAGGACUACCAAGUUGAAGAAGCGAGCUUUACGUUUGCAACAGAUAAAACAGAAGGAAGCGUUGAACAGGGAGCAACAACGCGAGCAAGAGCUGCGCAGAGAACAAGAACUAAUUGGCAAGCCCGCUAACACCUAAUGUAUAAACUUUAAAGAUAAGAUUAGCUUGUAUAAAUAAUAAUGUAAGAGAGAAACAUUCGAUAUUUGUACAAAAAACGCAUACAAAAAGUUAAGGACACGUUGUGUGUUUAUACAUAAAUAUUUGUUUGUAAAAUAAAGUUAUAUGCAGAAAGUGUCAAGUAAUAAGAAAUAUAUGUUUAAUAUAGAAAGUAUAUUCAAGGAAGUAUAUUUGUUAUCUUGUUUGUUGUGUAAGAGUGCAUUUAAUAACAGCGAGUUAUUUGAAAUUUAUAUCUCGGAGAGAAAAUUGCUAUUGGUCACAUACUAAACUUGUGCCAUUGGAAAAUGGAAUCUGUUUGAGCCAUCUGUUUGCCUGCACGACGUACCUCCCAACAUUCUCAAAUGCGUGCUGGGACAAUUCAGCAAGGGAAGCAAUCUAGUUUUCGGCAACAACCAACGAUGGGAAACGAUGAGACAAUUGGCGGGAUAAAAACAAAACUUGACUCUCUCUCGAAAGUUUAUUAAACAUAAUAUGAAUUACCUUUUUAUUCUGUGUUUCACAAUGUUACAAUUCUUCGUGCGAUACGCGCUCCACAACGACGACACGUUAUACAAAGUGACAAUAUAAACUUUUUGUGACUUACAACACAAUAAUGCAUUUAGGAUUCGCGGUUCUUGUUUUUUUUGUUUCAUAAAAAAUCACGCAAAGUCUUUUGGCGAUUGACAAAUGCAAAGACAAAGUGUUUCUUCGCCUCGUUUCCAAAUAAAACUCUUCGUCAUCUUGUAAUUAAAGUAUACAUCUAAGUCACGCGAUACUUAAAUACAAGCAAGCGAUCCUGACGAAGCGUUCACUAUAUGUAUAUCCAUAUAUAUGUAUAUAUAUAUGUAUAUAUAUAUAUAUAUAUGUAUAAAGUUUGUUUGCUCUACUUAAAAAUUGGUCAUACAAGCAGCUGCGGUAAAGGCGCGCGAAUGUUUGUUUCGUCAGUUCGUAAGAAAAACUACACUGUAAGGUGUAUACGAAUAGCUUACAAAUCUAAAUAUGUGUCUUAAAAAUGUCACAGACUCCUCUUUUAUUUUAAUAUCUCUAACGCUAUAUCUCGUAUAACGCAUGUACAAUACGCACAAAGCAAUCGCGCAAAUUGUCGAUUCUAUCCUACGGAUCCUUUUGAUCGAAUUCUAUUACAUCGUAGCCGUGAUUUUUCAUUUUCGAUUAAGUUUUUUUUUUUUUUUUUUUUUUUUAUCAAGACAAAAUAAUUUUUCAUUUCGAUUGCGAUCGCAGCCGAUUGCGUGCAGCCUUAUAAGGUACAAAAUACAAUUCUGUGUGUGUGUGUGUGUAUGUCGUCACUAUCGUAAAACAACAUCGAUAGAGAUAUGCAUCGCGUCAAUUUACAUGUACGCUUGACGAUAGAUUGAGAGCAAUUCAGAAGUCGACAAAUACACGUAAGAAGUUCUUUUCUCUCUCUCUCUCUCUCUAUCUAUCUUUUCUUUCUUCUUCUUUUUCUCUCCCUGUGUCUGACAUUUUCUCUAAAACACAGUAUGGCACGUUUGAUGUUCCAAAAGAGCACAUUAAUCAGUCUUACGACAGCGAAUGGUUCGGCUAACAAUAAGUACAGAUAUAUAUAUAUAUUUUUUUUUUUUUGGCUUACAAGUAGAGGAUAUUCGAAAUUUAAAUCUCGUCGUCGUUUGAGUUUGCUUUUUUUCUUUUUUUUUUUUUAGAAGGACGUUAAACGCAAUUGUUUAUCGUUUUUAGUCUCUAAUGGCAGUAUGUGUGUAUUUUGAUACAAAGACCGUUCUUACAAAAGAAUUUAGAUAUGGACUAUAGUUCUGUAGUGAACAAAUACUUGUCGCGAAAAGCAAAGAUCAAUUACAUAGCGCAAAUUAGUUUAGCAACGAGAAAAUAUUGCCGAAGUGAUUAAUUUCCGAGCUCUUUUUCUCAACAACUUUGCAUUCCGAUGUGACCAGAAAAAAGUUCAGAGAUUGAAUUGAGUGCAACGCAAUCUAUGAAAAAAAGAAAAAAAACUACCUUUCUUCGAGCGAUAAAAAUUGUGCUGGUCGAUGAUAAUCAAUCGACAAAACUAGAAGAAAAGAAGUUCAACUAUCGAUUAAUCGGUUUUGAUUGUAAUCGCAUUAGUCCAUAUCUAUGUUGUACAAAUCUCUUAUUAGUUUCGUAUUUUUAAGUCUACGUACGCUUUCGCCUUGUAUAUCGUUCUCUGAUAAACAGUAUUAAGCUCGUUAACAUUAACACAGACAAUAAUUGCGGUUUACAUUAAAGUGAUCAAUUCAAUGUGUUACUUUAGAUUAUAUUGGCAAAAACAGUCGAUACCUUCAACAGAAAUUGCACUUUCAAUUGUGCAAAAAGUUUUUAUCAAAACUUUUUGCACGUACAAGUGUGUAUGUGAGUUUGUGUGUUGUAAAAGUGUGAAGUUCAACGAUAUUUAUAAACAUCCAUGAAAACGUAAACAUUACGUCUUGAGAA